CCUGACGCUCCACAGCUCGAGGGGAGUCGGCUCAAGAUCUAUCUGCUUUGAUAAGGUCCUUGCGCCUCAGUUGAAACUUUUCCCUGACGGACUUUAUCGAACAGGCACUUUACAGCGACUCAUUGAGGGCAUUAGGGAUAGAGGCAUCGAUAGGGCUUGUAAAAAAAAAAUAUAUAUAUAUAUGGCUUUAGACCAUUCUGGAGCGAUCUAUGUUGUUUUAAAGCGGGAAUGAGAGAAAUUCUAUUGUAUGUAUCUGUCGGGACCGUGCGGUCGGCUGCGCUCUUUGAUGUCCGCUCUUAAACCCUGAGCUCAGUCCACACUGGAAUAAGAGACUAGAGCACAUUCACACACGCUAUACAGGGAUCUAGUGUGCUCUUCGCGGGAGGAAGUUUACGUUUAAAACCUAAAAUCUCCAUUUGACACUAAACAACAUCAGAGGACAGGAGGACUGCGUGCAAUUGGAUAUAUAGUGGAAUAUAUUUGUUCUUUUGUUGGAAAACUGGGAUUUUGGGGACCGAACUCAUGGAUGGAUGAGAGAAGCUCCCCUGCUGAUUUAAGAGAGAGAGGAGCUUACAGCUGAGCUUCACACUGAAGGCUUUGCUGCUGGAGCUGCAGGAGCCAUGAAUAGGACACUAACAGAUCCUAUGGUCAGUAGCUUCAGAGAAGAUGACCCACGUCCACCGGUCCCAGGGGAAGAGGGUGAGACAACAUGCCACCAUCCCAGCAAACUGGCCAUGAUGAGACCGAAGGAUCCUGUGAAAACCAUUAUGGCUGAUCUUCGCUGUUCCACAGCAAGGAGGGAUGACGAUGGACUUGGGGAACCUGAGGGCAGUGCAUCCCCGGACUCCCCUCUUGCCCGGUGGACCAAAUCUUUGCAUUUCCUUCUUGGGGAUCAGGACGGUGCUCAACUUUUCCGGGCAUAUCUUGAACGCGAGAAAUGCGAGGACACUUUAGAUUUCUGGUUCGCCUGCAAUGGUUUCAGGCAAAUGGACCUCAAGGAUACCAAAACACACAGAGUUGCCAAAGCCAUUUACAAGCGGUAUAUUGAGAACAACAGCGUUGUGGCCAAGCAGCUUAAACCUGCUACUAAGACCUUUAUUAGGGAUAAUAUUAAGCGUCAGCAGAUUGACUCUGCAAUGUUUGAUCAGGCUCAAAUGGAGAUCCAGACUGCUAUGGAGGAGAACGCCUAUCAGAUGUUCUUGACCUCAGACAUAUACCUUGAGUAUGUCAGAACUGGGUGCGAGAACGGCAGUCAUAUGAAUCCCAACGGACUAGGAGGUCUAAAGCUGGUGUGCGGAUACUUGCCGACUCUAAAUGAAGAGGAAGAAUGGAGUUGUAAUGACUUUAAAGCCAAAGCUUUGGCCACUGUCGUGGGACUGUCUGCCAAAGCGUUACGGUCACCUCCAUCCCUUCGUGCAGUGGAGGCAUUGGAGAAAGGCUACAGGUCCUACAGACGCAGCGACCCUGGAAACCCCUAUCGUGUUGCGUCCGGUUAUAGUUUUGCCCCUGCCACCAGUGCCAACGACAGCGAGGUCUCCAGUGAUGCCCUGACAGAUGACUCGAUGUCCAUGACGGACAGUAGUGUAGAUGCCAUCCCUCCGUACAAGCUGGGAAGUAAAAAACAAUUACAACGAGAGAUGCAGCGCAACAUGAGGAUGAAUGGCCAAGUGUCUCUACCUCCGUUCCCUAGGACGCGGCGGCCACCUAAGGAGAUGACUCCCGUGGAGCCAGCAGCCUUUGCGGCACAGCUGAUAGCCAGACUGGACCGUCUGAAGCGGGAACAGGAAACCAUGAGCUCCCUAGAGGAGAGACUUCAGCAGAUUCAGGAGGAGGAGGAGAAGGAUGAAUCUGAGGUGUCUGGAAGCAGUGCAUGCCACUCUCUGCCUUUGCUCCCUCCUGGCUCUUGUGAAGAGGACCCCCAGGCCAUCCUGGACGAGCACCUUUCCCGAGUUCUCAAGACCCCUGGCUGUCAGUCUCCAGGAAUGCUUCGGCAUUCCCCACGCUCCCGAUCUCCUGAACAGCGCCCCCUGCCUCGGGGAGGUCCUGGCACCAGGUCGCAGUCUGGCUCUGGGAACGGAUACGUGCCAUCCAAGACCUUGAUCUCCAGACAGUCAACCAAGCACAUAUAUCACCACUACAUCCAUCACCAUGCUGAGCCCAAAAGCAAGGAGCAGAUCGAGGCGGAGGCGACCCAGCGGGUGCAGUGCCUGUGCCAUGGAGCUUCAGAAAGCUGCUCUGCCCCCUACAACCGCAGCCGGAGUCUGGGCAGAGACCAGUGUGGCAGCCCUGCAGAAGUGGCCUUUGGGCAUUCCAGCUCUUUAUCUAAGCGUCUGUGUAAAUCUGGAGAGGAGGUGAACACAGAAGGGUUGGAGAGCAGUCUCCUUCAGCUGCCAGCUGACAGUACAGACCGCUCUCAAAACGUAUGGCAGUGGAUCCUGGAGAGCGACCGACAGACCAAGCACAAGCCCCACAGCACUCAAAAUGUAAAGAAGUCGCACUGUUUGGAACCCACACGCACACACACCUGGGGAGGUGGCGGAAGCAGUGCGCAUCUCCGUGCCCACCAACCUGCACACCCCUUUGUUCAGGACCCUGCCAUGCCACCUCUACCCCCUCCCAACACCCUAGCACAGCUGGAAGAGGCCCGCAGACGUCUGGAAGAAGUUUCCAAACCCUCUAAACAGAGACAUUCAACAUCAAGCCUUCAGAGAGACAAGAGUCACCCAGUGCCUGUACAGAAUGGCAGUUCAGCACUUCAAACGGACGAACCGAAAGAUCUCAAGAAGAUGUCAGGUUCCCACAGUAGUUUGGGCUCGGAGACAGUGGUCACAUACUUCUUUUGCGGUGAGGAAAUCCCGUACCGCCGGAUGAUGAAAACACACAGCCUCACACUCGGACACUUCAAGGAGCAACUGCGGAAAAAAGGAAACUACAGGUACUACUUCAAAAAGGCCAGUGAUGAGUUUGAGUGCGGUGCUGUGUUUGAGGAGGUCUGGGACGACUGCACAGUUCUGCCCAUAUAUGAGGGCAAAAUCCUUGGCAAAGUGGAGAGAAUGGACUAAAUAAACAUGACAGCAGACUUACCCAGCACUCAAGACUAAGUCAACGAGCGGAAAAUGGACGUUUUAUGCAGCUAAAAAAAGUUUAGACGUUUGCCUCACCAAGCUAUUGAAGGAAUACUAGCCAAUGAAGUACAGAGGGAUCUGAACCAGCAAUGCAUCAUAAGAAAUUGUUCCUUUGAUUUGGAACGCUAAGAGAGAUGUUAUGACCAAUGAAGACGCAAUCAUCCACUUGUUUGUUUGGACUACAAGACGCCAACGUUGGUGUGUUACCAUAGCAUGGACUGCUGACCAGCAUUUGUGAUAACUGUAGAUGUGUAUAUGUGUGUUGGAUGCGAGAACGUGUGCAUGUGUAUACUGAGGUGCUCAUAUGUACACAAAGUUAUAAUAUGCUUCUGUCAAAAGUUAAAGACUUUAUUGCUAUUUAUUAAACUGUCAUUCCCCUCAUAUCUGUGUUCAGAUUAUGGACAAGCUGCUUAUUUGAUUGGGAGAUUUUCAAUGUUAUACAUGCAUGGACGGAUGUCUAGAGUCACGCGACCUUAACGCAACAGACUGUACCAGGAAUCUUCUCUUCUGGCCAAUGAGAACGAGAUGUGCUUCAGACCAGCACGCCUCUCCAAACCUCUCUGCUGAUUGGGUGGAUAUUUCAACCUUUAUUGCCCAGCCAACAGCUGAUGAUGUGUUGCAUCUUUAGUGCCUUUGGUUUAAUGUCCAGACAUUGCACAGGAACCAAUAGCCUUGUCCUGGAACCUGUUCCAAGACUCUUAAGUAAAAACUAAGUAAUAGGAAGUCAUACUAUUAAAAAAAAAAAAAAAUGGUAAUCUGAAUUUCAACACUGUCUGGGAGAUCAGAGGGUGUGCAUGGAAGGGGUUAGUGUCCUGUGUAAAUGUUGAAUGAAAAGACCUGGUGUAGCUGAUUUAAAACCGCAAAGCUCCAGGGCAAAAUCUCGGAAUGCACUGGCAUGAGUGAAUGAGAACAUGCCAUCGCUAGUGUAUUAUAUAUUACCUGUGCCUACAUGGAUACCAUGCUGUGUGCUGCCCUGUUUCAGGGUGUGAAUAUUCCCUUGCUUUUCUGAGGGGUUUAUGUUUAAAAUAAUUUUUUAUGCUUUGGAUAUCUUGUAAUCAUGACAUUACGUUUCAGUGUUUUCCUCCCCCAAUUUUGUUGUGUUUCACUAAAAUGUAAAUUAUGCAUUAUAUAGAGCUUCAUUUUAAAGACGACUUGGUACUUUAAUUAUUGUAAUUAUGAAGAGAUGUAGCCUUUAUUAAAAGUUAUAUUU
Messenger RNA from Sinocyclocheilus rhinocerous, 4335 nucleotides. Its product is annotated as axin-2-like. Gene Ontology annotation, molecular function: protein kinase binding; molecular adaptor activity; beta-catenin binding. The transcript is spliced from 12 exons. The record is from RefSeq and is a predicted model, not a curated record. Gene Ontology annotation, biological process: negative regulation of canonical Wnt signaling pathway; cell development; positive regulation of proteasomal ubiquitin-dependent protein catabolic process. Gene Ontology annotation, cellular component: beta-catenin destruction complex; nucleus; plasma membrane. NCBI's taxonomy places the organism in Eukaryota, Metazoa, Chordata, Actinopteri, Cypriniformes, Cyprinidae. The coding region runs from base 621 to 3062 and encodes 813 amino acids.